AUGCCAAUCUAUUCAUUUUGGAUAUACGACAGACAUUGUAACUGCAUAUUCAGUCGCGAAUAUGGAACAGGUAUUCAUGAAUCAUCCACAGUCAUCCUGAAAUCAACCCCAAAACGUAAAGGAUCUGCGCAAUUCACUCCAAAUCCGAGCUAUGAAAGCACGUCCUCUUUGCCUACCUCCUCUCAUUCCACACAAAAUUCGUCCAUAUCAACAGGAAGGGGACAAAAAUUACUAUCCUCUGCAUUGAAUACUCAUAAGGCCCAAGACAUCAUACAAAAGGGCACCGUCAAUACUCAGAACAAUAAUAACACAUCGAAGCUCCUUUUUGGUACACUUUUCUCCUUAAGAAAGAUUGCUGUUUCAUUGUGUACACCACAGGCAGAGACACAACAGGAGGAAGAAUUCAAUACAUCCAACCUUAAUAACUUCAACACACUACAAUCAUUCCAUACUCUUAAUUACAAGUGCCAUUACUACGAGACCAUGAACGGCUUAAGAUUUGUUGUGGUGACACAUCCCGCGGCCCGUAACCUCCAAUCCUCCUUGAUUGAAAUAUACCAUUCAAUAUAUUUGCCUACAAUUGUCAGAAAUCCACUUGCACCUGUUGAGUAUCGAGCGGAUGAGGUUAUAUCGAAUGAUCGUUUUGUCCAUGCAAUAGAUGAAUACUGGACGUCACUUGAAGAAACUUUAACGUAA
Molecule: messenger RNA, 696 nt
Organism: Ogataea angusta
Lineage: Eukaryota; Fungi; Ascomycota; Pichiomycetes; Pichiales; Pichiaceae
Exons: 1
Coding region: 1-696 (231 amino acids)
Biological process (GO): endoplasmic reticulum to Golgi vesicle-mediated transport
Cellular component (GO): TRAPP complex
Source: RefSeq, a predicted model, not a curated record